Oryzias latipes (Japanese medaka) is the source of this 1955-nucleotide messenger RNA. RefSeq names its product SUMO-conjugating enzyme UBC9. NCBI's taxonomy places the organism in Eukaryota, Metazoa, Chordata, Actinopteri, Beloniformes, Adrianichthyidae. The record is from RefSeq and is a predicted model, not a curated record.
AGUGCCUGAAGGUCCUUACGAAAUAAACAAAUUGGGGUCCUUUCUUGCUGUGCGCUAACAUCGAACCGAUUUUAGUCACAUUGUUUACAUAACUCAGGUGAAUUUGACCAAAUUGUGUUAUAUUAUUUUUAAAAGUGUGAUUGGGUGCAAUUAUUAAAAAAUAAAGCGUUUUAAUUAAUACCCGAGGUGAACCAAGCGCUUUGUUUUUAAACGCCAAUAGGUUUUUCCCCCCUUUUUUUAGUCGCCGUCAUAGCAAACCUAGCAUUAGCAUUAGCGAAGCAAACAAGCUAAAGCCAGCAAUUUAAGAUUUUUUUGACUAUACUUAAUUCAAGGGGGGCGUGAAUGAGCAGCAAUGUCGGGCAUUGCUCUUAGCAGACUGUCUCAGGAGCGCAAAGCCUGGAGGAAAGAUCACCCCUUUGGAUUUGUUGCUGUGCCUACUAAGAAUCCAGAUGGUACCAUGAAUCUGAUGAACUGGGAAUGUGCCAUCCCUGGAAAGAAAGGAACCUUAUGGGAAGGAGGACUGUACAAACUGAGGAUGCUGUUUAAAGACGAUUACCCGUCUUCCCCACCCAAAUGCAAGUUUGAGCCGCCCAUCUUCCACCCGAAUGUGUAUCCCUCAGGGACAGUGUGUCUGUCGAUCCUGGAGGAGGACAAAGACUGGAGACCUGCCAUCACUAUCAAACAGAUCCUCUUGGGUAUUCAAGAGCUGCUGAACGAGCCAAACAUUCAGGACCCUGCACAAGCUGAAGCCUACACAAUCUACUGUCAGAACAGGAUGGACUAUGAGAAGAGGGUAAGGGCGCAGGCCAAGAAGUUUGCCCCCACAUAGAGGGCAGAGCUCUCCUCUGUGCUGCCCAGCAGUCUGACGCCAUGCAGGAGGCAGGCAGCGCUUGAAGGACCACUCCAAUAAGAAUCCAUCUUUGAGUAGUAUUUUGCUGUCGCGCAAAUGACAAGCAAGCCCUUUUCUCCUUCUCAACUUUUCAACAAUUCUUUUUUUCUCUGUAAAAUAAAAUAAAAAAAUAAGGAAGGCAUUACCGGUAGCUGAUCAAGCUGAGAACUGCUGUCAGUAUGACUCUCGUAAACAUCUACCAUCCAUAUACGGAGCUUUCAUUAACACAAGAAACAGCGUUUUGCCAUCCAGGAAGGUUGUUUGUGGCAGAUUUGAUCUGCUGCACCAUCAUUCUUUUUUGUCUUUUUCUAAAAGCCUCAAACAUCUUUUACUUUUAAGAGUGUGAAAUGAAACAAACCAGUCAGAAGCACAACAAUAUUUUCAUCACAUCAGCCUUUACAUCUGAAGUUUGAGAUUAAAGGAUAAUUAUUUACAUUAAGAAAAAGACAAACUUGGCACGUCAUGAAAUCGGACGGUUGAAGUUGGGAGGAAGUGAAGUUUCUGUGGGUGUUUGCCAAUAAAAAUAAGAACUAUUUAUGCUGAGGCAGGAGAGUCUUUGCUCCAAAAAAAACCUCCAUUACAUCCUUGAAUAUUGUGACGAGUCUUUUGUGUGAAUCCAACUGCAAGUGAAGCCGUGUGUCAGUUACUGUGAUGAACUCCACACACAUUUAUCAUUCGUGUGUGCUUCCAGAGAUGGUGUCAUCAGCCGCUUUGUUGCUCGUUUUGGCCCAUUUCAUUCAUUUGAUCCCGCAAUGCUUCCACGAAAAAACACAGGUGUGUAUAAAUCCCCCCCAAAAAAGAACAAAAGAGCUCAAUGGAGCUGAAGGAACCUCAAUGCGACGGCCUCUAAACAACCAAACGGGACAGAGGAAAGAACAGUCGAGGGAGCAAAGGCCUGAUCUCUAUGCCUCCAAACAUGAGUGCAUGUAAAUAAUAUAAAUAUAGGAAAACUGUGGAAGUUGUUUUAUAUUGUAUUAGCCAGUUGACAUUAUUUGUGGCAUUAUGAUAAAAGACAAUACAUGGUCUAAUAUUGUGAAAUAAAAUUCAAUAAAAGCUUUAAAAAACU